Komagataella phaffii GS115 is the source of this 1431-nucleotide messenger RNA. RefSeq names its product Mitochondrial matrix protein. The record is from RefSeq and is a predicted model, not a curated record. The transcript has a single exon. Lineage: Eukaryota; Fungi; Ascomycota; Pichiomycetes; Pichiales; Pichiaceae. Gene Ontology annotation, cellular component: mitochondrial matrix. Bases 1 to 1431 code for a protein of 476 amino acids.
AUGACGGUACGACUGCCAUAUGUUAGGACUUGCUUCAGUGCCCUUUUACAUAGGACAUACUCUACGAAGGUAGCUCGAUUAGAUAAAGGUUUUAUCCAGGUGCAAGGUCCAGAUUCGACGGAAUUUCUUAACGGCUUGAUUACAACGAUGCUUUUGCCAACGUUUACCAAGAAAAAUCAGCACACAAUCACCAACAAAGACUUGCAACUGGAAGGAAUAUUGGCCAAACAGAUUCAAUUAACUCCAGAAGAAAUUAAGGAAACAAAUUGGGGAAUAUUGCACGAAGAUUCCUAUCUAAGCGACGAAGAUCCCAUGAAACUAGGGAUCCGACGGGAUGGGCUCUAUACCCUAUUUUUAAACUCCCGAGGCAGAGUGUUCUCUGAUGCUUUUAUUUACCCCACGCCUUUAAUUAUGGAAGAUUCUGAUACAAGUGAGCCGUCAUAUCUGGUAGAAGUUGACCAUAAAAUAACGAACCAGCUUUUUAUGAUGAUGAACAUGCACAAAUUGACGGCUAAGAUAAAACUUACCAAACCAGAAUUGAAAAGUUGGUAUAUUUAUAGUGAGAAAGAGAUAUUUGAAAACUAUAUUUAUAAGAUUCAAAAUACCUUUUUCAAUAAUGCUACUUCCACAGAUCCCGAAACAGCCAAUAUUUCAAUGCAAGAGUUUAUCAGAUCAAGGGCGUUGUUGGAUUCCUACAGUGAUGACGUGAAAGGAUUUGCCAUUGACAAUAGAUCACCCUAUUUUGGCUUAAAGCUAGUCACUGGAACUGCUCUUGAACUAUCCCAACUGUCGCCUUUACGUAAUCUUGAUGAAAUUCAUAUGGCCAGCAAUUCCUCAGAAUAUAAACUGCGUCGUAUAAUCAACGGUAUUGUAGAGCCUGCUGACUUAGAUAUGGAACAUUCAGUGUUACCGUUUGAACUUAAUGUGGAUUUCACAAAUGGGAUCUCAUUCGAAAAAGGAUGUUACGUCGGGCAAGAACUAACCACUAGAACCUAUACCACUGGUAUAAUCAGAAAACGUAUCAUGCCUAUCAAGCUGUAUGAUCUGACUACCAUUGAUAAGGAAUCCUUGAAAGACACGAUUUCUAUUGAGGGCGACAAUUUUGAGCCUUUACUCAAAUCAUGUCGGGAUAUUAAGAUUAUUAACGAAAAUGAAAGUGAAGCUGAGCAACCACAGGAAGAGACCCCGUUUGCUACAUCACCUUUCGGAAAUUCUCCCACCAAAAGAGCAUCUAAGCGGAAGAGAUCCGAAGUUGGAAAGCUUCUUCAUAUGGAAAAGAAUAUUGGUCUUGCGCUGGUAAACUUGAAACACAUAACGCCUGACAAUUCUAUCGGACAUAACGAAUUCAUCCUAGAUACUAAGGUUGAUGGAAAAACAAUUGGUGUGAAAGUUUUUAUUCCUGAUUGGUGGCCAGAAGAUGCAUUUGAGUGA